UGGGCAGAUUGGUGGUCUUAUGAAGGUAUAUCAGGUCCUGAAUAUUGGGGGUUGAUAAAUCCAGAUUGGUUAUUUUGUAACAAAGGAAAGAAUCAGUCACCAAUUAACAUAGAUCCUAAAGCCUUAUUAUUCGAUCCAUCGUUAGAAAAACUGCACUUUAAAGGAAACGAGUUUACUGGCUACCUUGUUAAUAAUGGUCACGAUAUUACCUUCGAAAUUGAAGAGUUGCGAUGGAAGGGGGUUAAUAUCUCCGGUGGUCCGGUAUCCUAUAAUUACAGAGUCAAAGAGAUAAAGCUUCAUUUUGGUACCAAUAAUAGUUAUGGUUCGGAACAUUCUAUCAAUGGUAAAGUCUUCCCUGCCGAGAUACAUAUCUUGGCUUAUAACUCCGAUCUAUAUGAAGACAUUAGAGAAGCGGAGAAUUCUCCCAGGGGAGUUUUAAUAAUAGCAUUAUUCGCUCAGAUAGCCGAUGUUAGUCAUGGUGAAUUUCAAAUUUUAGUUAAAGCCAUGAGCAACACAAAAUAUAAAGGUGAUAAGAGUAGAAUUAAAGAGUUUUAUUUAUCUAGAUUAUUGCCUCCAACAGACUAUUUCAUUACAUAUGAUGGGUCGUUAACUUCUCCUGGAUGUUUUGAAACUGUUACAUGGAUCAUUUUUAACAAGCCAAUUUACAUCAGUAAACGCCAAAUAAAAGAAAUGAGAAAGUUAAAUCAAGCUAGUAGAAAUAAUCCCCAGAUGUUAAUGGCGGGAAAUAUACGACCUAGACAGCCGAUUAAUCAAAGAACAGUUAGAACUAAUAUCAAUUUUGUAAGUUCGACUUCAUACUGA
This is a messenger RNA of Lottia gigantea (owl limpet), 822 nucleotides long. RefSeq lists its product as hypothetical. Gene Ontology annotation, molecular function: carbonate dehydratase activity; zinc ion binding. The annotation marks the transcript as partial. Lineage: Eukaryota; Metazoa; Mollusca; Gastropoda; Lottiidae. The record is from RefSeq and is a predicted model, not a curated record. The transcript is spliced from 7 exons.